AUGAAUCCAUUGAACAAAAUCAUAUUCCUAUCUGCAUUUCUUGCGUCUGGUUUCCUAUUGAUAUUACUAUCAUGUGCAUUAUAUAGUAACUAUAAACCACUUUGGGUUAUCGCCAUCUUUUUAUCGGCACCAUUACCAAACAUAUUAGCAAAUGCGAUAGAGAACUCAAGAGAUAACAAUUUUCUCACAUUCAACGACUACGGAACUUCUAAUGAAGGGAAUGCUAGUCCUUUACAGGAAUUUGCUAGAUUUACAACAGGUGUUUUGAUCAUUAGUGGCAUUGCUUUACCGUGGAGUUUAUAUCAUUGUAACUUGAUUGGGUUAGAGUCAUUCAUACUAAGUGUUACUGGUGGAUUAAUUGUAUAUUCAGACAUCAUUAUAUUUAUUUGGUUUUUUAACAAAGAAGAAGAAGAAAAUGACGAAUUCAACUUUUGA
Molecule: messenger RNA, 435 nt
Organism: Lodderomyces parapsilosis
Lineage: Eukaryota; Fungi; Ascomycota; Pichiomycetes; Serinales; Debaryomycetaceae
Exons: 1
Coding region: 1-435 (144 amino acids)
Biological process (GO): late endosome to vacuole transport via multivesicular body sorting pathway
Cellular component (GO): endosome; Vps55/Vps68 complex
Source: RefSeq, a predicted model, not a curated record